AUGGCCGUCUCAGUGACGACAACCUCGGCCGCGGCCGCAGCCGCAGCCGCUGACGCAUCCCCGCCGCCCAAAAAGACGCUCCGCUCGUACAUCUGGGACACAGAUUCGCAUCUCAAGAGCCCCGCAGAGCGCCGACUCCUCCUCAAGCUCGACCUGGCCAUCCUCAUCAUCAGCUGCUUCGGCUUCUUCAUGAAGUUCCUGGAUCAAACCAACAUGAUCAGCGCCUACAUUUCAGGUAUGCGUGAGGACCUGGGGAUGCUCGGCAACGAGUACACGUACGCAACCACGGCCUACACGGUCGGGUACGCCAUCAUGCAAGUCCCCAGCACCCUGAUCGUCCAGAAAAUCCCGCCGGCUAUCUGGCUGGGCGCCAUGGAGGUCGGCUGGGGCGUCUGGACGUUUGCGCAAGCCGGCUUGUCGAGCCCGGCACAGCUGUACGCGUUCCGUUUCCUGGUCGGCUUGUUCGAGGCCUCGUUUUCGCCGGUCGUGCUCUACGUCAUUGGCGGUUGGUAUACCAAGACGGAGCUCGCCAAGCGGACAACGCUCUUCCAGAUCACAGCGCCGCUUGGUGCUGCCUUUUCGGGAUAUCUGCAGGCUGCCGUGUAUGAAGGCUUGGACGGUAGGAAUGGUCUCGCUGGAUGGCGGUGGCUCUAUAUUAUCUGCGGUAUAAUGACAGUCCCCGUCGGCGUUGGCACUUUCUUCUUCUUCCCCGACACCCCCUACAAGAAGAAGCCGUGGUUCCUCACCAACGACGAACACGCCAUCGCGAUAAAGCGCGUGCAGGAUAUCGGGAUCGCUCCCCCUGCGAAGAUCACCCUCCGCACCUUCACCCGUAUCCUGUCCCACUGGAGGAUCUAUGCUUUUGUGUUUGGCUACGUCCUCUAUGGCUGUUCUUCGCUGGCUGGCGGCUUCUUUGGCAUCUGGCUCAGGUCCGAAGGCUUCUCGGUUGUCAAUUCAAACGUCAUUCCCUCGGGGGCGUGGCUGAUUUCGGGAUUCUUAUCUCUAACCUGGGGUUAUCUGUCUGAUAUCACCAAGAGCAGGUUCACGUGGGUUAUAGUACCCCUGAUCCUUGGUCUUAUUCCAAACGGCAUCCUGGCCGUCUGGCCCCCAGGAAUCCCGCUAAAGCAGUUUGCUUUCUUGACCGUCGGAGUGCAGCUGAUGCCAGGCGUCUUUUAUGCUUGGGCCCACGAGGUCUGCCGCGAUGAUAAUGAGGAGCGCGCCAUCGUCGCCAGCAGCAUGAAUGGCAUGUCAUAUGCCAUCUUGGCAUGGCUACCCAUCAUCAUUUUCCCGCAGACAAUGGCACCCAGCUUCCGUUACGGUUUCCCUGCGAGUUUUGGACUCCUGAUCGGCGCGAUUUUCGCCGUCAUCCUUAUCCAAUUUCUUGUCAAACGCGAGGAGAAGCUCAAAGCCGCCGUCAGUCCAGCGACCCAUCUCGAGACGGCGGGGUCGGGUUCCGAAAAGAAGGACAGCGGUGAGGACAUUGAUGCCAAGACGGCUGGCCUGUAG
This is a messenger RNA of Lasiosphaeria miniovina, 1506 nucleotides long. RefSeq names its product pantothenate transporter liz1. Gene Ontology annotation, molecular function: transmembrane transporter activity. The coding region runs from base 1 to 1506 and encodes 501 amino acids. Gene Ontology annotation, cellular component: membrane. Lineage: Eukaryota; Fungi; Ascomycota; Sordariomycetes; Sordariales; Lasiosphaeriaceae. The record is from RefSeq and is a predicted model, not a curated record. The transcript is spliced from 6 exons. Gene Ontology annotation, biological process: transmembrane transport.